AGACACUGAUUGGGUAACUGGAUUCCCCUGAGAAUUCACAGUGGGAGGUUUUAUAUUGCUGCUAUAAACCUCAAGUCAGAUUCAGGUCUCCCUGCAGAGCAGAGUGGACUUAGUGAGAGGACUCUUAACUGACCAAAUACACAGUCAAACACAGGAGCUACUACAUUAUUAUGCUUUAAUAUCUGCUGAAGAGGACGUCAGUAUAUGUGGAGGUGAAACCAGUUUGAAGUUUCCCUGAUGGCUCCUUCCAGCCGGUUGGUCCUGCUGCUGCAGCUCCUCAGCUGGAUAUCAGCUGGCCUGGCCUGUUUCUGUGACCGCUACCCCUGGGGAUCCUGGUCCGCCUGCUCCAGGACCUGCAACCAAGGCACACAGCACAGAAGCAGGAAUUUUAAUUAUGAUGAUUAUUACUGGAAGAGCAGCUGCCUUCAGCUGUGCGAGAAACAUGACAGGAAAGCUUGUAACGAUCAGGCCUGUCCAAUCAACUGCCUGCUGACAGAGUUCGGGACCUGGUCCGACUGCUCGCCCUGCGCCAGGAAACAGCUUCGGACACGGUCUGUCCAAAGGCCGUCCCAGUUCGGUGGAUCGGCCUGCAGCGUGGAGCUGACAGAGGAGAGAGCCUGUUACCCGUCCACAGAGUGCAUGUUAGCGCCCAUCGACUGCAGAGACGACUUUAAGUGUGAUAAUGGGCGCUGCAUCAACUCAACGUUAACGUGCAACAGACAGAACGACUGUGUAGAUAACUCUGAUGAGAGGGACUGUGGCGAAUUAAAAAUUGUGUGUCCAGCGGAGAAGAGAGUGGCUCCCGGGGCUGACCUGGUGGGGAAUGGGUUUGAUGCUCUAGCAGAGGAGCCAAGGGGAGCGGUACUGGACAACAUGUUUAUGGGAGGAAGUUGCAUCAUCAGGAGGCCUCCGACCACGCAGCUCUACCACCGCAUCCCUCACAACUUUCAGAGCUUUGACAUUAAGGUUGGAGAGGUACAGGACUUCAGCAUCGACCCUCAGCCGCUGCUCACCGAGCCCAUCAACGUGAAGACGUCCAGGUCGUCUACAAACAGCCAACAAUCUCAAAACGUCAAUUCCUUUUUCAUCUUUUGGCUCAGUGGGAGAUCGAUGAAGCAAACCAGCUCUAACAAUGAAGCUUUUGAAGCUUCGAAGAAAAAGGACUCCAAGUUUAUCCGGGUGCACCAGGUUCUGCCUGUAUCCACGUUCAAGGUGAGGGACCCGGGGGAACUCGUCCUGUCGCAGCCUUUCCUCCAGUUCCUUCACGCUCUUCCUCUCGAGUACAACUACGCCCUCUACAGGGACAUCUUCCAGCGCUUCGGAACGCACUACUACAGCUCAGGGAAACUGGGAGGCCACUAUGACCUGUUGUACCAGUUCAGCCGAGAGGAGCUCAUCAGUUCAGGUGAAACAGAAGAGCGAACCAGAGACUGCCUGAGCCGAGAGACCACCUGGACCUGCAUCGUCUACACCGAACACAGCAGUGUAACCCGAUGCUCCAACAACAGGAUGACUGAGAAAUAUGAAGGCUCGUACAUCCAGUCAGCAGAGAAGUCCUUCUCCAUGGUGAGAGGAGGUCGAGCCAGAGAGGCAGCAGCUCUGGCCUGGGAGAGGCAGGGCGCCACUCCGAACAAAAUAUCCUACAAGAACUGGGCCAAGUCUGUUCUCGACAACCCUGCUGUGGUCGAAUACAAGCUGCUUCCCAUCAUAAACCUGGUUCGGGGGAUCCCAUGUGCUGCCACGAAGAGGAGACACCUGAUGAAGGCCCUGCUGCAGUACCUGGAGGAGUUUGAUACCUGCAAGUGCUCUCCGUGCCCCAACAACGCCAGGCCGGUUCUCUCUGGCACAGAGUGCAAGUGUGUUUGCCAAACCGGCACAUUUGGCCCAAACUGUGAGAUACGAGCUCCUGAUUACACUUCAGAGGCGGUGGAUGGUUAUUGGAGCUGCUGGGGUCCGUGGACUCGCUGUGGAGCCUCAAUGAAGAGACAUCGGAGGAGGCAGUGUGAUAACCCCGCCCCCCUAAGAAGAGGCCAACCCUGCAACGGUCCUGACAGACAAGAGGAUCCGUGUCACAUCUCCCUCUUUGAAAAACAGGAGACCUGUGACAAUGAUGACGACUUCACUAUGGGCUGGAGGGACGAGCUUCCUCCUGGUGUGCAGGGCUGUCUGAGGCCAAAGAGGCCCGCCAACAGCUUCCUCAGGAAAGCAAAGCAGUAUUAUAACUUUGGUGAGGAUGAGGAGUUCCAGUGCUUCACUGGGUUUGACCUGGAGGGUUUUCAGUUCAUCAACUGUCUUCCUGAUGGGACGUGGAGUCAACCAUCUGGAAGUUGCAUCAGGAAACUGUGCCUUCCUCCUGAGAUCCCCGAUGGCAUGGUGCUGUUCCCCAUCAAAGACGAGUACAAAGUGGGGGAAUCGGUGGGUUUGAACUGUAACGAGAUGGGCCUGCUGCCGCUGCCAUCAGGCUUCUACAAAUGCGGCGACAGUCUCACCUGGGAGCCUCCAUUACCUGCUGACUUACGCUGCACCGAUGAGGUACCGUUUGUUCCUGAUGAACAGUGUGGUCCAGGACAGAAACGGCAUGACUCUCAGUGUGUCUGUAUUCAACGGGAGAGCUGCCUAUCACAACCGGAGACCCUCUGCAUCUUGAACGUAGACAUCGGUGUCACCGUGUCGAUGUCCCUCUGCUCCUUCCACGCCGGUCGCUGCCACGGUGAUCCCCUCUUCUUUGUCAGCGAGGGCGAGUGUGAUGCGGCCGACUUGUCCAAACUAGAGUGGGCCAAGUUCAGAGCCAACAUGUCCUCCAAGAGCUCUGUUCAGGAGCCCUGUGAUCUGGACACUUGUUAUGAAUGGGAGACCUGUUCUGCAUCUAAGAAGUGUGUGUGCAGAGUUGCUCGGGACUGCCCCAGAGCUGGAGUGCACACGUUCUGCGUGAAGCUGACCAGGACCCAGAGGACUCGCAGCAUGGACCUGUGCUCUAUGGCCGCUCUCAAAUGUGUCAACUAUCAGUUUGAGAUCGUCAAUGAAGGCGUUUGUGAGGCCAGAUGAUCCUACAAAAGCUUUUCUGUGCCGUUGCACUCAACCUUUGAAUUCAUCUUACAUCUGACGUUAGCACAUCUUGCACUGCUAUUCUUGAAAUAUGUAUAAAUAUUCAAUUCAGAACCAAAGGCGCACCUAACUGGAACGAUGGGAAGGCAAAAAGCAUUUCUAAAUUGGGCUUAAAUAGGUGUUUUGGUAUGCAAUUCUUUGCUUAGGUUGGCUGCAUUUUACUUUCAGAGCCUAUUUUCUGCAAAGGCACUAGAUGGCAGCAGGAGACCCUGGAGUAUCAUCGGAUUUUCACCAAAUUUGGUAUAGGGAAUGUGGGGUACAUAUGGGAUGUGCAUUCCAUAUAUUGAAAUAUGUGUGAUAGCGACACCUAUUGUUAGAUAUCCCCCGAGUUAGUAUGAAAUCAAAUUUGCUAACAUUUCAGCCGGUUAUCAGGUCAUUAUCAUUCUGUUGACCUGAUCUGACCCUCUUUUGAAAGAUGGAAAAGGCCAUAGUCAGUCAGUCAGUCAGUCAAGUCUAAUAACAGGCACAGAGUGGAAUAUUAACACUUGCUUAAUGUGCUUCAUGUGCAAUAAUAAAAACAUAAAAUCAAAAAACAAUGUUAUUUUAUUUCUUAUGGAGAUUUUAACUGCACAUCUUGCUCACUGUUUAAGCAUGUAACCAACAGCAUUUAGUGUUUCAACCCCACAUCAGAAUAUUUUUAUAAUGUGACCAAGAGAUAUCCAGAUACUCAAGACCCAAACUAAACUAAACUAGUGAUUGUAUUUACAGUAACUCAAAUAAAAUGAGAAAGACUUCUUCCUUUGAUUAAAUAACAUCAAAAAUGCCCAAAUUCAUUUAUGUCAUUGAGUCCUUAGGUUGGAAUAUUAUCACUGAACUGGCAGAUUUAACUUGUAUUGGGAAAAUAAAACAACCAAGAGAACAAAAAAA
Messenger RNA from Sebastes umbrosus (honeycomb rockfish), 3972 nucleotides. RefSeq names its product complement component 6 (gene c6.2). Gene Ontology annotation, cellular component: membrane attack complex. Gene Ontology annotation, molecular function: protein binding. The transcript is spliced from 18 exons. NCBI's taxonomy places the organism in Eukaryota, Metazoa, Chordata, Actinopteri, Perciformes, Sebastidae. The coding region runs from base 238 to 3045 and encodes 935 amino acids. Gene Ontology annotation, biological process: immune response. The record is from RefSeq and is a predicted model, not a curated record.